UCCUCAGCGACACCUUUCAUUUUUGUUGAGCUCAAGCUCAGGGACUACGAAUUGUACUCACAUUCUAACAAUUUCACGGGAUUUCCAAACAAAAACGCGUCCAAAUAAAAGGGAAAAGGAAUCAAUCAAAUCAAACAGAGAAUAAAUUCGCCAGCUGAAAAGGCUCACGAGCUGACCUAGCAAUCAGAAUUCGGGCUGGAGGAGAGUGAGGAGAGGAAUCGGGUUCAUGGAAGCGAGCGGAAGCGGGGGGCUCCCAAAUUGCUGCAAGAAAGCCCUAGCUUCGGUGCCCGAGUCCGAGGCCAAGCUUCAUGCAACCGUUGUCUCGGGCUGGCUCUCGGAAUCUCGGUUGCCAUCUGAUAAGUCUCCGAAGAGUUUGUACUAUAACAAUCCAAUGUGGCCGGGGGAGGCUCAUUCAUUGAGAGUGGAACAGAUUCUAUUUCAGGGGAGAUCAGACUACCAAGAGAUAUUGGUUUUUGAGUCAUCAACUUAUGGAAAAGUGCUUGCACUUGAUGGCAUUGUUCAGCUGACUGAAAAAGAUGAAUGUGCCUAUCAAGAGAUGAUCUCCCAUCUUCCUCUUUGUUCAAUUUCAUCGCCAAAAACUGUUCUGGUUAUAGGAGGUGGUGAUGGUGGAGUGCUUCGGGAAAUUUCUCGACACGGUUCUGUGGAGAAAAUUGAUAUAUGUGAAAUAGACAAGUUGGUCAUAGACGUUUGUAAGAAAUAUUUCCCCGAGUUGUCCAUUGGGUUUGAGGAUCCUCGAGUUCAACUUCAUGUUGGUGAUGCUGUGGAGUUUCUUAGGAAUGCUCAGGAAGGGAUGUAUGAUGCAGUUAUUGUUGAUUCAUCUGACCCAAUAGGACCAGCUCAAGAGCUUGUUGAAAAGCCAUUUUUUGAAACAAUUGCAAGGGUAUUACGGCCUGGUGGCGUGCUUUGUAACCAAGCCGAAAGUAUGUGGCUCCAUACACACCUUAUUCAGGAUAUGCUCUCCACCUGUCGCGAAGUCUUCAAAGGUUCUGUACAUUAUGCCUGGACAAGUGUGCCUACUUAUCCCAGCGGUGUGAUUGGAUUUUUGUUGUGUUCUACGGAUGGUCCACCUGUUGAUUUCUUGAACCCAGCAAACCCAAUUGAAAACCAGGAGGAAGCAUUAAAAUCCAGGAGAGAACUUAAAUUUUAUAAUUCAGAGAUGCACAAGGCUGCGUUUGCUUUGCCAACAUUUGUAAAGAGGGAGCUGGGCAUCCUAAAGAAUUUCCCAGUUAAGCGGAAGCCAUCUGAUGGUUCGAAGGAGAAGAUGAACGAAGAACCAGAAAAUUGACUCUCAAUAGUCACCAUAUGAAUCUGCAACAGACUGCUAAAAGCUAACAAUUCAUGCCUAGUAGAAAAGGUGUGUCGAGAAGGAAUGUCGCUGUUACUUAUUCUAAUAAAAACUGUUUUUACGAGCCGACCCAGUUAGUAUUGUUGUGUGAUUUAUGGCUCCUUGUAUGUGCGACCAGUACAUUAAUUUCGGAAGAAGAAGAAUAAGAUUAUUUUCAGCUCUC
Molecule: messenger RNA, 1529 nt
Organism: Asparagus officinalis (garden asparagus)
Lineage: Eukaryota; Viridiplantae; Streptophyta; Magnoliopsida; Asparagales; Asparagaceae
Product: spermine synthase-like
Exons: 12
Coding region: 227-1306 (359 amino acids)
Biological process (GO): spermidine biosynthetic process
Cellular component (GO): cytosol
Molecular function (GO): spermidine synthase activity
Source: RefSeq, a predicted model, not a curated record